Molecule: messenger RNA, 3380 nt
Organism: Drosophila santomea
Lineage: Eukaryota; Metazoa; Arthropoda; Insecta; Diptera; Drosophilidae
Product: long-chain-fatty-acid--CoA ligase 5
Exons: 8
Coding region: 420-2534 (704 amino acids)
Biological process (GO): long-chain fatty acid metabolic process
Cellular component (GO): endoplasmic reticulum; membrane
Molecular function (GO): long-chain fatty acid-CoA ligase activity
Source: RefSeq, a predicted model, not a curated record
CAGUUCUGUUUCGAACGUCGGACCGUUUAGCAGUAAUUUUCCGGCCUUCGGUUUUUCGGUAUUCCAUGCUCGGUUCUAGGGCUUUUCCUCUCUCUUUUCGCCCCGCGCCAACACAUACGCCCCCCCCAAAGCGACCCGGUAAAAAAUACGAUAGGCGGAAUCAGCGAGUGCCGAAACGUAAACUUUUCAUUGAUUUUCCCAGGCUAAUUUAGGUGUAUGAACAGUCGGCCCGAACCCAAAUUUAUAAAUAAGCCCGACAAAUGUGUUUCAUCUUGUAGUAGUCCAGAUUCGUAGGCUAUCUUCUGUACGCAAUCAUUAAGCUAAACACGUAACAUUCACUCAGGUAGAAUGAACAAACUAUAAAAAACUACUACUGUAAUAGCAAAAAAACAAUAAUAUACUAAGGAGAAACUAAAACGAUGACGCCAGAGAAAUCGGUUAUGGCCUACGUCAAUCAUUUGAUUGUCAGCAAUUUUUCAUAUUUCUGGGACGAGAUCGAUGGGUAUCUGUACUACCUGGGAGGCACUUUGGGAACGUUAACCCUAGGAAGCCUGGCAGCUAGUGUUGCAUACUACUUUGCAACGAGGCCCGUCCCGGAACGACCGUUAGUGCCUCUGGAAAACCAAUCGCCACUGCUAGAGGGUCCAGAACAAAUACACGUCUCCAAGUUCUACAAGGAGUCCAAGAAUGGCAAGUUCGUGUCCUACAUCACAGAGAAUGUCCGCACCCUGUACCAGACGUUCCGCGAGGGCGCCUACGCCUCCAACAAUGGACCAUGUCUGGGUUGGCGCGAGACCCUGACAUCCCCCUACCAGUGGAUCAACUAUGACGAGGCCCUGCUGCGUGCCAAGAACUUUGGAGCCGGAAUGCUGGCGCUGGGAGCCAGACCAAAGCAGUUGAUUGGGAUUUACUCGCAGAACCGCCCGGAAUGGAUCCUGUACGAGCAGGGCUGCUACUCCUUCUCUUUGGUGGUGGUGCCACUGUACGACACCCUGGGUCCCGAUGCCUGUGCCUUCAUCAUACGCCAGACGGAUAUGCAGGUGGUGAUUGUGGAGGACGAUGGCAAGGCGGCUAUGUUGUUGGAGAAGGCGCCGCGUAGUCUGAAGAUCAUAGUGUCCAUCAAACCCAUCCGGCAGACGACCCUGGAGCGGGCUCGUAGCCGAGGCAUACAGAUAUUCUCCUUCAUCGAUGUGGAGAAGCUGGGUGCCAAAGGCAACCAUCCAGAGGUGCCGCCGACGGCGGAGGAUCUGUGCACGGUGUGCUACACGUCCGGGACGACGGGCAAUCCGAAGGGCGUGAUGCUCACCCACGGCAAUGUGGUGGCCGGCGUCUGUUCUGUGAUCCUGCAGAUGGGCGACCAUCGCAUCCGUGCGGGUGAUGUGAUGGUGUCAUUCCUGCCCCUGGCUCACAUGUUCGAGCGGUGCUGCGAGAACGGAAUGUACUAUGUGGGUGGCUGUGUGGGCUUCUAUUCCGGCGACAUCAAGGAACUAACCAAUGACCUCAAAAUGCUGAAACCAACCGUAAUGCCGGCAGUGCCUCGUCUUCUGAACCGCGUCUACGACAAGAUCCAGAAUGAUAUCUCAGCCUCUGGACUGAAGAGAGGUCUCUUCAACAUGGCCAUGCGCGCCAAGGAGAAGGAGAUCGCCAGGGGUGUCCUGCGGAGGAACGGCUGCUGGGACAAGUUGGUCUUCAAGAAGGUGCAUCAGGCCUUUGGCGGAAACCUCCGUUUGAUGGUCGUGGGCUCCGCCCCAUUGGCUGGAAACGUCCUUACCUUCAUGCGCUGUGCUCUGGGCUGCUUGGUCCUGGAAGGAUAUGGACAAACGGAGUGCACGGGGGCCAUUACCCUCACCGUUCAGGGAGAUUAUGUGCCCAACCAUGUGGGACCACCCGUGUCCUGCAAUGCUGUGAAAUUGGUGGAUGUACCGGAGAUGGAGUACUUCGCCAAUCAAAAUACAGGCGAGGUGUGUGUACGCGGAUCGAAUGUGUUCCAUGGUUACUAUAAGGAUCCCGAAAAGACGGCAGAGGCCAUUGAUUCGGAGGGCUGGCAUCACACGGGCGAUGUGGGCAUGUGGCUGCCAAAUGGAACACUGCGGAUCAUCGAUCGCCGCAAGCACAUCUUCAAGCUUAGCCAGGGAGAGUACAUAGUGCCUGAGAAAAUCGAAAAUAUCUACACGCUCAGUCAAUACGUUAAUCAAGUUUAUGUCUAUGGAGAGAGCUUAAAGAGCUGCAUUAUCGCUGUUGUCGUACCUGAUACCGAUGUACUGAAGCAAUGGGCCACGGAGAACAAUGUACGCGGCACACUCUCCGUCCUGUGCAAUAAUAAGAAUGUCAAGGAACUGAUUAUGAACGACAUGCUCAACUGGGGCAAGCAGAGUGGACUCAAGUCAUUCGAACAAGUAAAAGAUAUCUAUCUGCAUCCGGAUCCCUUCUCGGUGCAAAACGGACUGCUGACGCCCACAUUCAAAGCCAAGAGACCGCAGCUAAAGAGCUACUUUAAGCCGCAGCUGGAGGAUAUGUAUAAACACCUGGAUUAAAGCAAUACCUAUGUAUAUACAUACGUAGACAUCAACAACGAAUCAAACUCAAGAAACUGGAAAGCAUUCAUUCAAAUAUGCCUAUACUGUUUUCAACUGAUGAUAACAAAGACUACAGAUAAAGAUACAGAUACGAAAGCGAACUGUCUAAUUUUGUAGUAUCGACAAUUCUUAGCAAGUAAGAGGAGCGCAAGAUACACCAGAUACAGAUACAGAUACAAUACACAAAAAAGAUAUACACAACUUCAAACUGACAAGGAAAAUCCUUUUGGCAGCCGCAUUUUUUUAUAUUAUUUAACCGUGAAGCGAACCUUAAUUAAUAUAUUAACUAUAUAUUUCCCUUAAACACUUAUGAUCUAGUUCAAAGUGAAUAGAAAACAAUUGCGUAGUCUGAACCAAAACAUAUAUCUAUAACAUAUUGAGAAAAAAGAAUAAAAAGAAAGCUUUAAUUAACUAUUGUAUACUACACUCAGCUCUAGAACGAAACUAAAGUGAAGAAUCAAAUUUUUAUUAGAUACGCUAAACUAAAUUAAUGGGAAUGAAUGUUUAUCGCAAAUGCUGAGGAAAUACUAUUAACAUACAAAUGAACGCCAACCGAGAAGCAGAUCAAACCUAAUAAUGAAUGGAAAUGAUCCACGUCUUUGGACUGCACUGUCUGCCUUACAAAAUACCAAAUGAAAAUUUAUUAAUAAAUUGCUAAAAUAAUGAACUAUUUCAUAAUAAGAACUAAACAAUAAAAUAUAGCAGCAUUGUAAUAAAAUUAUUAAAUAGAUUCUUUAUGUAGAUACGAAAGCCAGAUAACUCUGAGUAAUUUGAAAUAAAAAUAUAAAGAAAAUUUUGAACUUU